Octopus sinensis (East Asian common octopus) is the source of this 1244-nucleotide messenger RNA. RefSeq lists its product as uncharacterized. Lineage: Eukaryota; Metazoa; Mollusca; Cephalopoda; Octopoda; Octopodidae. The record is from RefSeq and is a predicted model, not a curated record. The transcript has 10 exons. Bases 141 to 1229 code for a protein of 362 amino acids.
AUAAAAAGCAGUAACGCUAUCCGCUUCAGUCAUUAUGAUAGACAAACAUUGCAGCGUGAACAUCUAGUGUUCCAUGGAAGCAGGAUAUACACCAGAACAGGAUACAUUCAUGCAUAUGUCUAUGUGUGAACAAAGCAAGAAUGAGAGCCACAACUUCCAUCACGAACUCCAACCUCAUUCUAUUGCUGUUCUGUGUUCUUUGCCUGCAGAUCAUUACACCAGCAUCCAGUUGUCCUCGCGGUCAGUUGAAGCGUGGUGACAAAUGCUGUAGACCAGUUUUGCAUUGUCCAGCAGGUUCUUAUGUGAAAACGUGUGAGCGGAAUGGUAACUGUGACGAGUGUUUGCCUUGUCCCUCUGGAACUGAGAACCCAUUCAUCACUUCAUCAUUUGAUGUCAAGAAAUGCUAUAAAAACGACUGCCCCACAGAUUCCUUCCGAAUCUCUGAAACCAAGUGCAAGUGUGCCCUUCAUCUUGGUCACACAGGGAAAGAUCCCCACUUCUGUCAGGUAAACCGUGGUAAUUGCCAGCCAGGACAGGAAUUAACUAAUCGAGGUAAAUGCGAGGAUUGUGAGAACAACCACUACAAAUACUGGUUCGGAAAAGGUUACUGCAUCAGAGACGUCGAUUGUACCCUGGUAGGUUUACCCACAGAAGCCGGAAAUGUUACAACCCCUAGCAUAUGUCCGGACCUUGAAGAUAAAUGUUCCCCAAAAACAAGAGUCCCACCGUUGCCGACCGCCGUGGUCCCAUCCACGACAACAACAAGAAGUCCCUCUGUUGUUCCAACAGUAAAAGGAAUAAGGAAAAGGCUUUCAACGCAAACGCCGAAAGAACCGAAACCCUCAGCCACCAUCCGUCACAUGACUGAGAAACCAAAGAAGACCACCACCGUGGACUACGUUCAGACAUCCGGCCUAAUGGACAGAGAGAAUGCUCUGGAUUUGUUUAAAGUCCAGUACAUCAAUGUAACAGUCAAUUGUGUACUUAUUAUAAUUAUCGUCCUACAAGCUGUCUACAUUGUAAGAAUAAAACGUAAGUAUAACCUGCAAUAUUUUCCUGCAUCAAAACUUUUCACAACCAACAAAAACUUGCCACACCCUACACAUAUGCAGCAUUGUGUAAACAACUCUGUCAUUAGAUAUGCUACCACGACUCAUGCACAGCAAAAAGAAAAUAGCACAACUAAAAAAACCCACAAAAGAUUGGACAUUUAUAUUACAAACCUAUGAUCAUGGGAGGGCUAU